UGCAUUAUUUUCCUCCAGUUUAUGUGUUUAAAUAUGUUUGUAUCAAAUCCACCAACUGUUUUCUCAGCAUGGAGAAGUUUAAGGAGCAGUUUGACAGCUCUCUCGGAGCAUUUUCUGGGGAAAAAUGUGAGUGUACAUGUGGAUUUUAUUUCUGCAGCCUUCAGAAUACUUUGGGUGUAAGAAUCAGGUGGCAAUACCUUCUGUGAAAUUAUAUAACUCAGAAACAUAAAAUUCUUGUCAUUUUCUAUAAACAAAUGUUUAAGGGAAUGCCAAAACCAAACUAGAAGGUCUCAAAAUAGGCAAUUAACCAAUGCAUCCAGGUUCCCAGCACAAUAAUUGUUCCAAGCCUCUCUUCUAUGAUUCAGGGAAGGAUUCUCUAGACGUUUUCUGAGCAGCCACACGAUACCUUGGAUUCACAGCGUGGAGGUUUGGGGAAAGCGCCUUGCCCUCAGAGCUGGGAAGGGAAGGCAUGCUCUCCCUCCCCUAGGGCUUUGCCCAUUGGCAAAGAACCCCAGUGGCUGCUCGGCAUCCUCGGAGAAGUGGGAGGCAAGAAAGAAGACACCCAGAAGCAGCUCUGACCUUCCUCUCCCACUCCAAAGCACCCUUGUGAUGGCCACUGAGCAAAAAUGUGGAGUGGGGAGAGUGGAGAGGCAAGGGUCACCUCCCCGUCCCCUCCCACAGCCUCGGAUGCCUGCAAGACUCCGAGUGUGGCGUUUCUUGACGGGCAGUUGAGGGGAGAGAAGCAAAGGGGAUGUGUAACCCGUCCAUUGCUUUUCCCUUUGAUGCCACUGUACUCUCAAACUCCUAAUGGAUGCUUGACUUCAUGAAUGCUGCUUUGAAACCCCCUGCAUGGAGACGCUGUUGGGGAUGCAGGAAUGCUUUGGAACGGGGGAGCAAGCAGGGAAAAGGUUCAGCAGCCCUUCCUGGACACUUCCCAUUCAUUUCAUCCCUUUCCAAAGGUGUUUUUCUAAAGUGAGCAGACUUCGAAAUUGAAUACUUAGAUUUGCAUAUAAUGUAUAAGUUAAUCUUUGGUAGUGGAUUUGGGAGCCAUUUUUCAGAAGGCAGCACCUGCUGGAAACCGAGGGUCCUUGGAGGAGCCAACGCCAAGCCCCUGGCUCGCCGCCUUAGAGCAGAGCAGACAUGCAAGCAGAUACACCCGCAGAGAUUCCUGGUGUUCAGAGGGUUUGUUGGCUUAAAUAUCUUAUGCAACAGAAGAAGGUGACUGAAUGUUCCUAUUGUUGUUUUUUUGUGGGGGGGGGGCAUAGCCUCAUGUUGAGUGGUCCAGACUGCAUUUCCCAUCCCCACAAGUGGAGGGGCUUCGUGCCAAGGAUUGAUGGCACCUGAGGCAGAAAGAUGCACAUGCAUCUUGCCCCUGCCUUGGCAGGAGAAGCACAGCAAUUAAAAAUUGCACAGAAAUCUCCUCCCCCUCCACAUCACCCAAAAUCAGCAGCUCAGGACAGACAUUUCUGCCUCAAGGAAGGAGCAGCCCAGUUGAAUGCUGUCACCAGUCCGUUGCAUUGGUCAGUAUGUGCUUUUCCCUAUUUAUACCUUAUUACUAGAGAGUAAAUGUGGACACCCUAGUAACUUGAGUUCUGUCGUCUUCCUGAACUGCAGGAUUAAGGUUAAAAAAGAUCAAGCUGUCCCGUUUUUCUUUUUAAGAGCAACAUUCUGAUUUUUUGGUCCUCUGGAAAAGUGUUCUUAAAUCGCUCAUAGCAACAGACAUCACAAUGGAAAAAAUCUCAUGUAGCAUCUAAGCUAACUUUAGCUUUUAUAACCUGGUGAUGUGGGCUGCUUGCAGUAAGUCACUUAGCAUUUUAGCAGUUCCCUUUUUGGCUGAAUCCACAAGAUUUCAAACCCACCUACAUCCGGACUGUUUUUUUUAAAGACCUUGUUCGAAAGGAACUAAGUGUCCCAACACUUGACUCUGUUGCAAUAAAAUGCAAGGCAGAUGUUUAGUAAGGUGUGUGACACAGAGUCACACCCAUUCCUAGGAACAACAGAGAGGUCUGUUUGCAUCAGCCAGGCUUGUAUUUCUGUGUGUUUGUUUUUCAUUUUGGGCAGAAUUCGGUGCAGGGGCCCUCCCAGAGUUGAGACGUGCCUUCUGGCUUUCAGAACCCUUCUUUGAACUGAUUCCUUUAGUAGGUCAUAGCUGGAAUGAGUUAUUUAUUGUUGAGACCAAGCCAAACCUUCCACCCAGAACUCUCUGAAGCUGGGAUUUUGUUUGCUUCCUAAUUGUUCUUGGUCGGUAUUUAACUUUCACUGGAUUACCACCCCUCAACUUUUUAUCCAUGAUUGAAAGCAGUAGUUGCUCUGUGACUUUGCUGGAGAGGGAGAACCGCAGGCUUCAGGAAGCCAGCAUGCGACUUGAGCAAGAGAACGACGACCUGGCACACGAACUUGUCACCAGCAAAAUUGCUCUGCGAAAUGACUUGGACCAGGCUGAAGACAAGGCGGAUGUUUUGAAUAAAGAGCUGCUUCUGACCAGACAGAAACUAGUGGAGACAGAAGAGGAGAAGCGGAAACAAGAGGAAGAAACAGCCCAGUUGAAGGAGGUCUUCCGGAAACAGCUGGAGAAGGCAGAAUCCGAAAUAAAGAAGACAACGGCGAUUAUUGCAGAAUAUAAACAAAUUUGUUCCCAGUUGAGUAGCAGGCUGGAGGGGCAGCAGGCCGCCAGUAAAGAGGAACUGGAGAUUCUAAAGGGUAAGGUGAUGGCUUGCAAACAUUGCCGUGAAAUCUUCAGCAAAGAAGAUACGCUGAAAGUGCCUCCCGUGCCUAGUGGAGGCUCAGAAGCAGAAGCAGAUGACGAGAAGGAUGCCCUUAAAAAGCAGCUGAGAGAGAUGGAGCUGGACCUGGCGCAGACCAAGCUGCAACUCGUGGAAGCCAAGUGCAAAAUACAGGAGCUAGAACACCAGAGAGGAGCACUAAUGAGUGAAAUCCAAGCUGCCAGAAACUCUUGGUUUAGCAAAACCCUGAACUCUAUCAAAACAGCUACAGGCACACAGCCACUGCAGCAGCCUCAGCUGUCGCCAUCACCCAAAGAGGGCAGCACAUAGUCCCAGCUGGAGGCCCAGCACAAGAGCACAACGGACUAAAACAGCUGAACCCCCUUGGAGAUUUCUCCAGCACCCCUACUCAAGGGAGGGGAGCGGGGUGGAAAGGCAGGUGAGCCAGCCUGGAAACCAAUUCUUUCUGUGUCUUUCAUUUGUGCUGAUGUGGCCCUUUCCAAAGGGAAGUUAUAUUUAAAGAAUCCUGUUUUAUGUGGAAUACUCUUUCCCAGAUGCCUUCCUGAAAGCAACAUCCCAAGAUGUUUCUAUUUUACACUUUUAUUUUGUAUGCCUAGAUGUUAAAAUAUAACUAAUAAUUCAGAACUACAUGUUCCAUAUGUUGCUAAAAUUAUUUACAGUUGUUUUAUCUUACAUAAGAGGGGGCUUUCCUCAGGAGAAGAAAGGGCAGGGUACAGUAAUGAAGAAAAAGCACAUUUGUCGGAAUAUCAGUUUUCUGGUAUCUCAGAACAUCUCAAAAGGUUUACAGUUGCCAUUACACCCUGCAAAGAUAUAUCUGUUUGAUGGCCUGAUUCUUAAGCCACAUCUGUAAUUAAGUGGGACAACCCCUAUUAAAACAAAAAUUGUAAAGCUACCAGAAAUACCUUGUAAAACCAUGUCUCUUGUAAUGCUGCCUUUAAGAAUUCCAUAGCCAAUUUCAUAUAUUGCAAGUACAAAAGGCCCCUGCACUUCCCUGUUCUGGUUCUCCUUUGCCAAUCAGCAGAUGUCGGGCACAAUCUAGCAAAAGUCCUCCAACCAGACACCUUUGAAAUGGUCAGAGCUUGUGGAAGUGAGCGUUCUGCUUGAUUGUGCUUGUUGUGCUCUUGCACAGUUCUCAUUUGUGUGAGCAGGGCCUCUGGAGGAGACAUUCCUGAUCAGAUGUGUUCAGCAUACUUAGAUGGAAGGUGAUCUCUCACCUUUGGUUGGUCAGGCAAUUUUUUUCAGAUGAUUCCUGUGUCUGUCUGGAAAUCAUACUUGUUUUUUAUCUUUCUAAAGUGCAAAAAACAUUUGUUACAUUUUUGAAUUGAACAUAAAAUGUUUAUAGAAAUGCUUAUUUCAUGGAGAAUUAAACUAUUGCUUAAAUUGAUGGAAAUAUUUUUUUUAAUAUACUUAAUGUGUAUAAUAAUGCCUCACAGGUCAGCAUCACUACUGGAUAAGAAGUUAGUCGUGUAUUGUUUUUCAUGUUAUGAAAAAUGUUCCAAGGACAUUGUCCUGUUCUGAUUUUAAUCCAAAUUAAUGCAAUAGCCUAUCCGUUCUGUACAAUAAAGUUUAAUGAUGCUCA
Molecule: messenger RNA, 4323 nt
Organism: Varanus komodoensis (Komodo dragon)
Lineage: Eukaryota; Metazoa; Chordata; Lepidosauria; Squamata; Varanidae
Gene: RABGAP1L
Product: RAB GTPase activating protein 1 like
Exons: 7
Coding region: 2289-3053 (254 amino acids)
Source: RefSeq, a predicted model, not a curated record